UAUUGUCCAGUAUUUUAUAUUAUAUAAAUAAUUCGUUUUUUAAUCUAUCAUUAUAUUAAUUAAUAUUGGCCAUGGAUAAUACAAACUGGUUGAUCUUUAUAUUUUGAGUGUUAACAUUGACAAACUGAACAAAUACACAUUUUAAAAUAAAUGGAUCACUCCUUUUCUAUAGAUACAUGUCUUUACAGUAAGGAUGAUUUCCAAACAGUUGAACAAACGAGUUCUAUAGAGUCUUUUAUACGUUACGGAACCGAAGGCUCGAUAAAUAAACAGAUCGAGCAGGAACUUGGAACAGUAAAUAAUGAAGAACCUAAAAAUGACAACAAAAAUGAACCAAAGACCACCAUACUUAAGAAAUGUGUGGACAAUUUGUCCAAAAUUAUGGUCUCCGAAAAGAUGUUCUUCUUCAGAGAAUUCUUCCAGUUAAAGGACACCUUUGAAUAUUCAGUACACAGCAGUAUAGAUUCAUUUCACCAAGAUUUAUCCAAAGUUUUAGAUGAAAGUGGCAGAUCACAAACCGGUAAGGACACUUUUUACACCAAUGAGUGCCCGAAUGUUGAGAGAAAUAUCCAUAAAAAUUGUUCUAUUCAUCGAGUAUCUGAGACUUGUAGUAUUAGAGAAUCUAUAAGUGAAUCUGAAAGAGAAUAUGACCUUGAUCCAGAGACACUAGAAAAAGCUUUAUUAGUAUUUGUUGACUACAGUCACAAGUUGGCAGUAAAGUCAAUUGAGGAUAAUAGACAUCUGUUGGCUGAGAAACUUAUUUGUAACAUUUUUAGGAAGUUGAAACAGGUUUAUGAAGGGGAUUAUGGUCACAACUAUACCAAUUCACUGGAUUCAACAGGUCGUCACCCUCUUUUUAAUUUAAGUUUUAAUCUCCCCUCUGGGACUCCAAACAGUAUAAAAAUGAAGCUCGAAGAGAUGUCAAAGGACCCUUUGUAUGUCAAAAGCUUGGCUGAGAGGAUAUUCAUAUUUGAUAUUAUGAACAAGUUCAAAAUGUUCGACUUGACAGAGUUAUGCUUUAAGUUCAAACAACCACUAAUCCGGGAAUUAUGGAACUUAUCGGUACAUUCAGUGGUUUCAAAAAGUGAUCACAAACUAGAAAGGUUAUUUCAAUGCAGAAACAGUAUUUUCACCACAGAAAGGAGGGAUAAGUUCUUUUACAAUAAAAAUAUACCGCCCAAGGUGGAGUCCUUUACCAACACUAAUCUCUAUCCUCAACUAUCUGUUAAUGAAGAUUAUGAAACCAAACACUCUAAUCUUCAAAAGUUAUCAGAUUUGAACAGUGAAGUUAUGAGUCAAUACUCUAACUCUCCGAGGUUAGGCUCUGAUAGUUCCAGAUCAUAUAAGGACUUCGGUUCAUCUAGGGAUAAGUGGCCUGAGGACCUUUUUAUGGGUUCCUACGAGACUUUAAACUAUAUUCUUAAGACCAACGGUCUUUUUAACUAUAACAGAAUUGAUCUUCUCAAGGGUCAUUUUAAUCUUAAGAGGACUGAGGGUUCUGAUUUCUGGGUGAAGGAGAACAAUAAUCGUCUGGAAACUUUUUACUUUUUGGAGAAAAACUGCGUUUCAAUAAAGGUCAGGGGCAAAUUGCCCUGUGACAUAAUAACUGCUUUAACCAUAAUUUCACAGACUGAGUUAGGUCCUGAGUGGGUUUCAUUUUUAAAGGAAAGUCAAGAUCUACACAGCUUUUCCAAAACAAGUCGUAUUUCUAGACAGAAAUAUGAAUACCCUGUUGUUGGACAUAAAGAGUCUCUUGUUUAUGCCUUGUCAACAAAUCUGCUUGAUGAAGCCAACUGUGUUAUAAUUUCCUGUUGUAACCCUCCCUCCAACAAGAAAGAGUAUGAAACUGUGGUUAAGGCCAUGAAGAAGGGUGGCCUUGAGGAUUCAAGCAGCUUUAUUAGCCUGGAUAACAAGAACAACUGUUCCAUAUCUGGCUACAACAUAACCGGCAAUGUGCCAAAAAGGAAGAAUCAAAAGUCAGGCGAUAUUUGUUUCCUUCUCUUCCCCUUCGGUGAGAACGAGACCCUAAUGGAGGUUUAUGGGAAUGUAACUCAGGAGGUUAAACUUGUUCCUAUGAAGUUUGUAACUUUCCUCAUUAAGAAGAUUAUGCUUGGGAUGAUAAGGAAGCUUGCGAACAUCUCUAAGAACUUCUCCGAAAGCAAGUUUGCGGAGCUAGUAUCCAACAAGUCUGAGUUCUAUAACUGGAUGGUUAAGAUUUACCAGGAUCACAAGGUUAGUAACCCUCAAUUGCCUACCUUCGACCAUGAUACGUACGUUUACACCUAUGACCCUAUCGCAAAGAAUUAA
This is a messenger RNA of Theileria parva strain Muguga, 2307 nucleotides long. RefSeq lists its product as uncharacterized. The record is from RefSeq and is a predicted model, not a curated record. Bases 151 to 2307 code for a protein of 718 amino acids. NCBI's taxonomy places the organism in Eukaryota, Apicomplexa, Aconoidasida, Piroplasmida, Theileriidae. The transcript is spliced from 4 exons.